Exaiptasia diaphana is the source of this 1218-nucleotide messenger RNA. RefSeq names its product beta-hexosaminidase subunit alpha-like. The transcript is spliced from 10 exons. NCBI's taxonomy places the organism in Eukaryota, Metazoa, Cnidaria, Anthozoa, Actiniaria, Aiptasiidae. Gene Ontology annotation, biological process: glycosaminoglycan metabolic process; carbohydrate metabolic process; ganglioside catabolic process. Gene Ontology annotation, cellular component: membrane. Gene Ontology annotation, molecular function: beta-N-acetylhexosaminidase activity. The record is from RefSeq and is a predicted model, not a curated record.
AUGCCGAAGUCUUUUACUUUUCAAAUCAACGGUAAAACUAGCGMUGUAAAAAAACAAGCUGUGCAACGAUACAAAGCUAUAACAUUUCCUGAUGCUAAAAAAAGUCUGAAAAAAAUCAGUCAGGUUGUAUACCAGGAUGAAAACAAUCUUUAUUACGCUAAAGAGAAAAAAAUUGUUGAUUAUCCACGUUUUCGUUACCGUGGAAUGUUAAUGGAUUCCUCUCGACAUUACCUCAAACUCCCCGUCAUUUACAAGUUUCUGGAUGCAAUGUCAAAAAAAAAGAUGAAUAUUCUUCAUUGGCAUAUUGUGGAUGCUGAAGCUAAAAAAAAUCACAGUGAAAUGUUUCCUCAACUUAGUGGCAAGGGCUCAUUUAACAACAAGACUCAAAAAAACACGGCAGAUGAUAUCAGCAAAGUAAUUGAGUAUGCAAGACUACGAGGAAUAAUGGUUAUACCAGAGUUUGACACUCCUGGACAUACAACGUCAUGGCAAAGCAUAGAGAACUAAAAAAACAAGUGUUAUAAGGGUGGCAAACCUGAUGGAACACUUGGUCCUGUGGAUCCUACUGUUGAAUCAAACUAUGAAUUUCUUGAGAAGUUUUUCACUGAAGUGACACAUCGUUUAAAAAAAAAGUAUAUUCACCUUGGCGGUGAUGAGGUCAACCAAGAUUGCAAAAAAAGUAACCCUAAUAUUGCAGCYUGGAUGAAASAACAUGGGAUGGAAAAAAAUUACUCCAUGUUGAACCAAUACUACUCACAAAGGUUGGUAGAUAUUGUUGCUAGCCUUGACAAGGAGUAUGUGGUAUGGCAGGAUGUUGUAGAUAAUCCAGUUAAAGUACUACAUGACACUAUCAUUGAUGUCUGGCGACCAGGAAGUGACCAUGGAUGGCAACCUGAGAUGGCAAGAGUUACUGGCAAGCUUGGUUUGAAAAAAAUAUURUCAUCCUGUUGGUAUCUUGAUUUGAUUAGUUAUGGACAAAAAAAGCCUAAGUAUUAUAAUUGUGAGCCAACAGGCUUCAAUGGAACAGAUGCACAGAAAAAGCUUGUCAUUGGUGGUCAUGGGUCCAUAUGGGCUGAAUGGGCUGAUGGUACCAAUAUAUUUUCAAGAACGAAAAAAACUUUAGCUGUUGCUGAAAGACUUUGGAGCAGUAAAGAUACCACUGAUCUGACAGAUGCUUCAAUGAGGAUUUGGGAACAUAGAUGUCGCUACUUACUGUGA